Pseudozyma hubeiensis SY62 is the source of this 2229-nucleotide messenger RNA. RefSeq names its product likely protein kinase. The transcript has a single exon. Gene Ontology annotation, molecular function: ATP binding; protein serine/threonine kinase activity. Gene Ontology annotation, biological process: protein phosphorylation. The record is from RefSeq and is a predicted model, not a curated record. Gene Ontology annotation, cellular component: nucleus; cytoplasm; plasma membrane. Lineage: Eukaryota; Fungi; Basidiomycota; Ustilaginomycetes; Ustilaginales; Ustilaginaceae. Bases 1 to 2229 code for a protein of 742 amino acids.
AUGCAGGCCAAUCACGUUCACGAAGCUGGGAAUGCCUACGCUACGCCACCGACUCAGUCCACUUCGAGCUUUGCCAGCGGCUCCAACACUCCCUCGCACCAAUUGCCUCGCCUCAAUGGACAGAGCUCGGGCAUUGGCGAAUCGCCUGCUCCUUCCAUUUCACGUCCUUACCACACCUCGUCCAAUGCCAACCAGCUCAACGGCGCCAGCUCCAACGGCGGAGCCAAGGACAAAAAGUGGAAGCAGAUGUUCAAAUUUGGCUCUAUCGGCAGAAAGGCAAGCGGCAAUGCAUCAAACGACCGCAGCUGGCAGACCGAUUCGGCCGAGUCCAGCAUGCACAAGAACGGCGACUACUUCGAGCACGUCCAGUACACCGGCUCGCAGUCGGGUUCCACCUCUUUCCAGCCUAUCAACGGCUCCACCGUCGUCAACGAUCCCAGCUCCUUUUCCAACGACAGCUACUCAUCUGAAGAUCGCAACGCUUCUGGCUCCAUCGGCGAUGCUAUGACCGCCUCUGCCUCGGGCAAGCUUCAGCCGCCCGCAGACAUCAGCGACAACGACUCGGCUCAUCAGGGAUUCGCUUCUCGACUCAUGAGGCGCGUGUCGAGCGCGCCGGACGCCAACAAGCUUUUCAAGAACGGAUCCAGCGCUGCCCAAAAGCCUUCGGACGCUGCCCCGGCGACCAAGAACGGCUAUCUCUCCCCUGAAGCAUCCAGCGGCCAGCACAGCCAGUUCGCUUCCGAAGGAGGCGCGCCCACCACUCCAUCCAAGGACCUAGCCAACGCUGCCUUCUUCUCCAACUCGCCCGUCAGGAUGGACAGCAAUGCCACCUCGUUCAGCAACAAGGACUUCGAAAAGGGCCGGUCCGUCAGCGCAAAAGGUUCUUCGACGCCCAAGUCGGGUCGAAUCAACUUCCCUGGCUCCGGUCGCUCCAAGAGCUCCAAUGGCAAGGACAAAAAGUCGCAGCUCCCACCUCCCAGCAGCUCCGCCAACCUUGCCGCUCUAGCAGGUGACAUGUCCAUCAAUCGUGGACCCGGCAGCUUCCGACGCACGUAUUCGAGCAACAGCAUCAAGGUCAGAGAGGUCGAAGUGGGUCCCAACAGCUUCAGCAAGGUCAAGAUGCUCGGCAAGGGCGACGUCGGCAAGGUCUACUUGGUCCGAGAGAAGAAGACAGACAAGCUUUUCGCCAUGAAGGUGCUCUCCAAGAAGGAGAUGAUCAAACGCAACAAGAUCAAGCGUGUCAUGGCCGAGCAGGAAAUCCUUGCCAUGUCCAACCACCCGUUUAUCGUCACACUCUACCACUCGUUCCAAUCCGAAGACUACCUCUACCUCUGCAUGGAGUACUGCAUGGGCGGCGAAUUCUUCCGCGCGCUUCAGACGCGUCCAGGCAAGUGCUUGCCAGAGGAGGACGCCAAGUUCUACGCCGCAGAGGUGAUCGCUGCGUUGGAAUACCUCCAUCUCAUGGGCUUCAUCUAUCGCGACUUGAAACCGGAAAACAUCCUCCUUCAUCAGAGCGGACACGUCAUGCUUUCCGAUUUCGAUCUCUCCGCCAAGGCCACACAGCGCGGUGGUGCACCGGCCAUGAUCCGUCAAGCUACGCCCAACAGCGCGCCUCUUGUCGACACACGAAGCUGCAUAGCCGAUCUACGCACCAACUCAUUCGUCGGCACAGAAGAGUACAUUGCUCCCGAGGUCAUCAAGGGAUGCGGCCACACGUCGGCGGUUGAUUGGUGGACGCUGGGCAUCUUGAUCUACGAGAUGAUCUUUGCCACCACGCCGUUCAAGGGCAGCACGCGCAACGAGACGUUCUCCAACGUGCUGCGCAACGAGGUGCAGUUCCCGGACUCGAUCCCGAUCUCGUCGUUUGGCAAAUCGCUCAUCCGCAAGCUGCUCAUCAAGGACGAGCUGAAGCGCAUGGGCUCGCAGUCGGGCGCGUCCGAGGUCAAGCAGCACAAGUGGUUCUCCAGCAUCUCGUGGGGCUUGCUGCGUAACUCGACACCGCCCAUCGUUCCCGCUUAUUCGAACGGCGUCGAUGCCGUCAACUUCCGAAACGUCCGCGAAAGCCGCAGCUUGAACCUCGACGAUCAAGGCAACGAGACGCGAGCCAAGCCGGCCGUGAUCAAGGCUGUCGCUGGACAGAAGAAUGUGGGCGACGAGGAGGGAGAUGCCGUCGUCAGCAACCCCUUCAGCGGCUUUUCCAGCGUCACGCUCAAGCAUGAUGACUAUUGA